This is a messenger RNA of Linum tenue, 732 nucleotides long. The record is from the annotation of a GenBank genome assembly. Lineage: Eukaryota; Viridiplantae; Streptophyta; Magnoliopsida; Malpighiales; Linaceae.
AUCCGAUGCACAUCUCCUCCGCCUAUCAAGCAAACCAAACAGCAGGGGUCCUAUUUAUACCCAACAUUUCCUCUCCAUUUUCGACACCCACCACCGGCCUUUCCCACUCCCAACACCAAAGCCCAGAAAACUGCACCUGAGCCCUUUCUCUCUCUCUUUCCCCUGCAUUCCCGCUUCCCCUGUUUCCUUCCCAUCCACAGAGAGAAAGCGGCCCGUUACUCUGUUUUCUGGGCAGAGCUCGAAAUGGCAAUGGCAGCAAGGCAGCUGGUGUGUCUCUUGAUCCUCGCCAUUCUCGGUCUCUCCAUGAUCUCCACCGAGGUUAUGGCCAGGGGGAAGAAUUACGGACCUGGAAGUGUGAAGAGCUACCGAAUGCGGGUCGCAGUGCAACAGGAGGUGCGGCAACACGCAGUACAGGAACGCGUGCAUCCUGUUCUGCAACAAGUGCUGCCGGAAGUGCCUCUGCGUCCCACCGGGCUACUACGGCAACAAGCAGGUCUGCCCUUGCUACAACAACUGGAAGACCAAAGAAGGAGGCCCCAAGUGCCCUUAAGUCUUAACUUCCCCAUUUAUUGAUUAGUUUAAUCAUCACAACUAAUUGAUAUUCAUGUGUCCGGUGGUCCCUUCUUCGUCUUCUGUUGUCCUUUAAUGAUCAUCAUGUUCUUUCCUACUUACUAUUAUUAUGUUGCUAAAUUCCCAGAAAUUAUGAUUGGGAAAAGGUGGUUUAGUUGUUAA